Molecule: messenger RNA, 513 nt
Organism: Exophiala xenobiotica
Lineage: Eukaryota; Fungi; Ascomycota; Eurotiomycetes; Chaetothyriales; Herpotrichiellaceae
Exons: 2
Coding region: 1-513 (170 amino acids)
Source: RefSeq, a predicted model, not a curated record
AUGUCUUCUCAGCACUUGUGGCCAGCAGACGGCAUUAUUGCCACACUUCUCUCCCCUUUUGGACCAGCUAUGGGCACCAGGCUGGUCAACUGGGCUCGGCAUUUUCGGCUUGUCGGUCCAGUCCUCUGCUAUCUCUUCCCCGAGGAAGAAGGCCCUCGUCCUAAUCAGCGGGAUGGGGAGCCUCAGGUUGGUCUCGAUGCUGAAUCUAUUGUCCUGCUGCGUGGUGCUCUGCGUGACGCCGUGCAGGAAGGCCUUAAGGCCGCUGGUAUCGAUCAGGCGCUGACCGCUGAAAUUCGAAGGCAGAACGCGUUGCUUCAACAGCUCGUCGAUGUCACAGAACGGAUGCGGAAUGAGGCAAAUGAUCGCUCACCGCUGGGAGCUACCAGCGGCGGCCAUGGUUUCAACAACCUGGUCGCACCAGCGAAGGGCUUGCACUUCUACGUAGUGCUGGUGACGAGUAGCUCUUCAACGAGUGAAACUAGGACAAGCCCAACCAAGGACACCUCAUCCUAG